Molecule: messenger RNA, 3699 nt
Organism: Medioppia subpectinata
Lineage: Eukaryota; Metazoa; Arthropoda; Arachnida; Sarcoptiformes; Oppiidae
Source: the annotation of a GenBank genome assembly
AUUGUCUAAUUUUGUACACAAUUUAUGCCAAAAACACAAUCAUUUAAACAUCACUUCAUUUGAUCCCAAGAUAUGGCGAAAAGAAAACGCGCGAAGAGAUCACUGCUUACCACCGAUGACGGCAAUGGAGAUAACAAACAACAGCCACAGGUCUACGCGAAGAACUCAAUGGACAGAUUCGGUGAUGAUUUGUGUCAAAAGUUGUUGUCUUAUCUCUCAUUCGAAGAUCGGUUUCGAGUGGAAUGUGUGUCCAAACAGUUCCGGAGGACUGUCUUCGCGAGUGUUGUCAACAUUGUUAUCCGUCGACGGAUUAACACCGAAACGUUGGCCACAAUUGUCAUAAAGUGUCCGAAUAUUGAACGCCUGGACUGUCGAGGACUGAAAGAGUGCCCAAUGUUUGGACAUUACAUUCGGGAUGUGUUUCGCAUAUUUCGAGACAAUUGCCGCCAUUUGAAGCAAAUUGAGUGCGAUUUGUGUCAAAUCAGCGGCGAAUGGAUGCGUCCGUUCGCACCACUCGUCACAAGUGUUGAAAGCCAGAGGAAUUCAGACAAACGAGCGCUCAUUCAUUGCCACCGAUUGUCUCAUUUGUCGGUCCAACAAAUGUCAGACGUGUUCAACACAUCCGGAAGACUAUUGGCUAAGAAUUUGAUUACAUUUGCAGUUUGGGAGUAUUACUAUUACUUCGAUUACCGCCUAAUGUCUGCAUUCGUGGCACACAAUCAGUCGCUAAGAAGUCUGUCAUUACAUUCCAAUAGCAAUAACAGUAUCAAUGGAAUCGGGAAUCUAUUGUCACGAUUACCGCAAUUGCGACGAUUGUUCAUCACUUUGGAUGACUUUGACCACGAAGCCAAUAGUCAACGCUUUUUGGAUCCAUUGGAAUAUUGCCAUCGAUUGACGCAAUUAUCGCUCGAUUUCUGUCAUAUAAGUGACAAAUUAUUGUCCAAUUGUGGCAAACAUUGGCCACGACUUGAAGACCUGUCCAUUCGUUACGGCGAUGUGCGCCACAAGACUGUUGUCAAACAUUUGGGUCACUUCUCAAGACUACCGGCGCUGCAAACGCUUACACAAGUCUACGCGAAGAACUCAAUGGACAGAUUCGGUGAUGAUUUGUGUCAACAGUUAUUGUCUUAUCUCUCAUUCGAGGAUCGGUUUCGAAUGGAAUGUGUGUCUAAACAGUUCCGGAAGACUGUCUUCGCGAGUGUUGUCGACAUUGAUAUCUGUCGAUUAAUGAGAGGCAAAGAGAGUAAUAUCAUCGAAAAGUUGGCCACAAUUGCCAUAAAGUGUCCGAAUAUUGAACGCCUGGACUCUCGAGGAAUGAAUGAGUGCCCAAUGUUUCGACAUUACGUUCGGGAUGUGUUUCGCAUAUUUCGAGACAAUUGCCGCCAUUUGAAGCAAAUUGACUGCAAUUUAUGGCAAAACAGCGGCCAAUGGAUCCGUCCGUUCGCACCACUCAUCACAAGAGUCGAAAGCCAGAGGAAUUCAGACAAACGAGCGCUCAUUCAUUGCCACCGAUUGUCUCAUUUGUCGGUCAACCGAAUGUCAGACGUGUUCAACACAUCCGGAAGACUAUUGGCUAAGAAUUUGAUUACAUUUGAUGUGUGGGAGUAUUGUAUCUUCGAUUACGGCCUAAUGUCUGCGUUCGCGGCACACAAUCAGUCGCUAAAAAGUCUGUCAUUAAAAGCCAAUAACAUUGAAAUUUUCAUUGGAUUCGGGAAUCUAUUGUCACGAUUACCGCAAUUGCGACGAUUGGCCAUCACUUUGGAUGACUUUGACCACGAAGUUUGCGAACAGUUGACUACACAGGCAUUGAACGACUCGUUGCGUACGAUUGGCUUGAAUUGCAAACAAUUGAAACAAUUGUCGCUCACAUUCGUUAACCCAUUGACCGACGAAACUAAUGGCCAGACUUUGCAUUCGUUGCGAUAUUUUUCGGGAUUAAAACAUUUAAAUAAAUACCCGAAAGACAACGUAAUGGAGGAUCUGUUGGCCAAAAGUCUUAAGCUUAAGACUAUUGAAAUCGAUGCAAACGAUGUGUCAAAGUUUUAUUGCCGUAAGAAUAGUUUCCCACAAGUCUACGCGAAGAACUCAAUGGACAGAUUCGGUGAUGAUUUGUGUCAACAGUUGUUGUCUUAUCUCUCAUUUGAAGAUCGGUCUCAAAUGGAAUGUGUGUCCAAACAGUUCCGAAGGACUGUCUUCGCGAGUGUUGUCGACAUUAAUAUCUAUCGACUAUUGAGAGGCAAAGAGUGGGGAAUCACCAGAAAGUUGGCCGCAAUUGCCAUAAAGUGUCCGAAUAUUGAACGCCUGGACUGUCGAGGAAUGAAUGAGUGCUCAAUGUUUCGACAUUGCAUUCGGGAUGUGUUUCGCAUAUUUCAAGACAAUUGCCGCCAUUUGAGGCAAAUUGACUGCAAAUUAUGGCAAAACAGCGGCCAAUGGAUCCGUCCGUUCGCACCACUCGUCACACGCAUUGAAGGCGUAGAGGAGAGCGACAAACGAGCGCUCAAUCAAUGCCACCGAUUGUCUCAUUUGUCUGUUCACCAAAUGUCAGAAGUGUUCAACGGAUCCGGAAGACUAUUGGCUAAGAAUUUGGUGGCAUUCAAAGUGAACAGCUAUUGGCCCUACGAUUACGAUCUAAUGUCAACAUUCGUGGCACACAAUCAAUCGCUAAGAAGUCUAUCAUUUUUUAUUUAUGACAAUCAACUCGUUUACAGCUCAUUGCGCGACAAACUUUGGCCCAAUUGUCACAAACAUUGGCCACGGCUUCAAGACCUGGCCGUUUGGAUGGGAGAUAUUGACGACAAAGAUGUUGUCAAGUAUUUGAAACGCUUCUCAAGACUACCGGCGCUGCAAACGGUUUUGAUCUCAGAUGUGGACAUCAAUAGACACCCCAAAGAUAGUGCGGUCGACAAUGUGUUGGCCAACGGUCUUAAGCUUAAGACUAUUGAAAUCGAAAUCAAUGAGGUGUCAAAGUUUUAUUGCCAUGUAAAUAAAAACGAGCCUGCUUAUAGCGUGGUGUGCACUCAUGGGGGACCUAUUGUGAGCUACGAGGUAUCAUCAAUGGGAAGCUCACCUCUCAAUACCGUAUUCAUCGAUCAAUUAAUUCUCGUUCCGGAUAACAAAUACUUGUAUUUUAACGGACAGUAUGUUAAGAACCUAGUGUUAAAAACUUGCGAUUUCCAGUAUAUAGUGUCCGGCAAUAGGGAGCAGAAAAUAGAGUUUUUUAACGGGAUUGUUGCCCCGUAUCUCGAAGUACUAACACUACUCGACAUUCAAUUUAAUCCGGUGGGUCUUGAGUUUGACUGGAUUGUGUUUGAUCUGUGGUAUUUAGACGUGAGACACAAUCAGUUAAACGUAUUUCCCGAGCAAUUAUUGCAAACACUUCCGGCGCUUAAAGUAUUAAAAUUGGGUCAAAACAGGAUCCGAACAAUAGAUGCCGUGAUUAUUGACCGAUUACUCAGCAAAUGUCAGGAAUUUACUUUUGACAAAAUUCCCGAGCCGGGAGACGUGAGUACAGUAUCGCCCGACGAGUACUUUAAGGCCACACCAGGCAUGCGAUGGACGCGGGAUGUAAUGGAAACGCCCCGAGAAUUACCAUAUUUUUUCUACGAGUCGUUAAAUCAGAUGAAAUGCAAGAUUAAUAACUCUAAAAAAGAGUUUUGCACUAAACUCGAUAAAAGUCAAUUUGUUUACCCAGAGAGAUGA